UAGUAUUUUUUAAUGUUUAUUCCACAGCUCCACUAUUCACAACAGAGGAUGUUGUUGCUGCAAGAACCCCUGUUGGUUGUUGGUGCUUUCUAUCUGUUAUUCCUUACUGUUAUUGUUCUUGUGAGAUUGGACUUCUCCAUUACCAAGGAUGAAGCUAACGAGACACGUAUGAAGGUUGCAAGUUUAGUGGAGCAAGUAAUUAAAGCGCAAGACACGCGAAGUGAACUGUUUAAACGUUACGAAAAAGCUAUCACUGAUUUCAAAUCUAGCAAAUCUCAGUCUGCUUUCCAAGCUGCUGUCAAGAAGAUCAACACACAAUUAAAGGAGGUUGCCCAGAAUGUGGCCAGCAUCCAGGCAUCCGUCAAGCAACAGAAUGAAGUUGCAGAAAAGGUGUGUUGAUUUAUUAUAGAG
This is a messenger RNA of Anneissia japonica, 411 nucleotides long. Its product is annotated as dolichyl-diphosphooligosaccharide--protein glycosyltransferase subunit 1-like. The coding region runs from base 13 to 399 and encodes 128 amino acids. The record is from RefSeq and is a predicted model, not a curated record. The transcript is spliced from 3 exons. NCBI's taxonomy places the organism in Eukaryota, Metazoa, Echinodermata, Crinoidea, Comatulida, Comatulidae.